GGCAUUUCGGGAAUCUUCCAGUUAGUCUGGGCAUCGCGAAGCGGGAUCACUGAAGGGCCGCUAUGCACUGCUCAAGCUGCUAUGCUCCUCUUUGGAGACAAUGGAACGGCAUUCUGGAACGUGGUCAUCUCCAUUCACACUUUUUGGACCGUCGUUCUCGGCAAAAGGAUGUCCACAGUUGCCGUCGCCUUUCUCAUCGCUACUGGUUGGACACUCUGUGUGAUCCUCACCGUCAUCGGCCCACUUGCCAUUCAAACCCCCGCCAAAGGUCCAUUCUACUCGAUUGCCGGAGCAUGGAGGCAACUCAAUCUUGGGCCCCGUCGGGACGCCCCAGAAGCCCCUGGUGACUUCUUGAACGUGCUUCGUAACAUCGAACUACAAGGAUUCUAG
Molecule: messenger RNA, 390 nt
Organism: Acaulospora colombiana
Lineage: Eukaryota; Fungi; Glomeromycota; Glomeromycetes; Diversisporales; Acaulosporaceae
Source: the annotation of a GenBank genome assembly